UUAAUGAUUUAUUGUUAAUAUUAAAAAUUAAAGGCUCCAUACAAAUGUAGAAUAUCACUGAUGUCUUGUAACACUGAAGGGAAGCAAGCCUCCAUUAAAGUGCCAGUGUUUUCUGCAGCACUGCAGGGCCUUAAUCCUGCAGUUACAUCUGCAUGAGGAGACCCUUCUACCUGUGCAGGCCCCAUUGAAGUCAUUAGGGCUCCCCAGGGGUGCAGGGGCCUGUCUGUAUUAAUCCAGUGGCAGGAUUGAGGCAUAGGAGGUAGGUGUGUUUUUUUCUUUGAUUGUUUCGUGGGUUGUUUUUUUGUUUUGUUUUCAAAAGCUGCCACCUGAAACACAUGCAGUGUAGUUUUAGUUAUGUCAGUCCCACGAUAUUAAAGAGACAAGGUGAGGUAAUAUCUUUUAGUUUUACUGGACCAACUUCUGUUGGAGAGAGAGACAAACUAUUGAACCACACACAGAUCUUCUUCAGGUCUGGAAAAGGUACUCUGAGCAUCACAGCUAAAUGCAAGGUGGAACAGAUUGUUUAGCAUAAGUAGUUAGCACAUAUACUAAGGGGCCGUUCAAGUUAGACUGGUCCGUUAACACCUCUGCUUUCAUGGGCCCAAAAGGGGGGUUAGUGGGCUACAGAUUCUUAUUACAAUCUGUACCCCACUAACCCCCUUUUUGCCCUAUGACUGCAGAGGUCCACUUUUUGCCACGGGCCCGGCCCCCUGCCACUCAUCAACUCCUGAGGCCUCGCCCCUCCCCGGCCAAGCCGGAAGCUGGAGCCCGGCCCGGGUAAGAGUGGCCCGUGGAACCCAGGGAGCUGCGGACCUUCCACCUGCCUGGGGGGAGGUGGGCCCCAGAGAGCAGCCCCCCAACCCGUGUCCCUCUCCGCCCCCCCGGGCUCCCCGUCAGGGCAGAUAGAGGGGCCACGGCUCCCCACAGCUGCCCGGGUGGCUCUUACCAUGGUCCAGCUGCAGCUUGUCAGCCCCAUAGGCCCUGCCCCCAGGCCAUGCCUCGUGUUUCCCCCCCACCUCCACGCACACGCUUUUAGGAAGAAUCCCUCGCCCCUGAUUGGGGGUUAAUGCUGUGCUGCUGUGGCUCAGAGCCCUGACACUGGUAGCGAACCCACAAGCAUAAAGGUCUCACCUUGGCUUCCACCAGCCUAAUUGCUCCUUGCAGGGUGACCCCAACAGCCCAAGUCUCCCCAAAUUCAUCCAACCUGAGUUCUUAAUCACCAGACACUCAGACUUUUCCCCUUUGGUUCAUCAUCCCUGAAGGCAUGAAACCAGUCCCCCAGAUACCAGCUUGCUUUGGCGCACACACUCCCCACAGUUUGCACAUCAGAGACCUGCUUGGGGUACAACUAAACAAAAAGUUUAUUUAAUAGAAAAAUCAUAGAUUCAAAGGGGAAGCAUACACAUUCAAGUUACGCAGAAAAUAAAUGCAAAGAUAUAACCUUAGGCUUUACAUUUCAAAUUAGAUAAAUUUCACUUUCUAGCAUAAGUUGCCUAUUGCCUCUGAACAGUUUCCCAGCGCACCUCAUGUCAUAGAGAGGAUCCCCGGUUUCACGGACAACACCCGCCAAUUGACUGUCCCUUAGUUUCUGAAUGGAGACCUCAGUUUCAAGCCUCCUAUUUGAAAGGGCUUUUUCUCUUCUUUUGUUUUUUUCUCUUGUCUUGGUGACUUCUGGUUAUUCAGGGUGGGAAAAUUCUAGCUUGGAUGUCUGUGUUUUCUCACUAAGGCUAUGUCUACACUACACAGUUUUUAGUGACACAACUGUGCCGCUAAAAGGCACGCAGUGUAGCUGCUGUUUGUCGACUCUCCUGCUGACAAAACACUUCCACUCCCAACGAGCAGCAUUAGCGUUGUCGGCAGGGGAGCACUCCUGCCGAUAAAGAGCUGUUCACACUGCCGCUUGUUGGCAAAACUUUUGUCUUUCGGGGUGUGUGUGUGUGUGUGUGUGUGUGUGUGUGUGUUUUAACACCUCUGAAAGACAAAAGUUUUGUCGUCCAGUUGCCAAUGUAGACAUAGCCUAACUCUAAAGGCCCAUCAUUUGUUUUUUCCUGGAUUGUACAAUAUUAGGUGCUUGGAGCUAGUCUCUUCUGGUUGGGGAGGCAGCCCCUCCCUGCUUGACGGCACUACAAAUCAUGAGCACAGUUUUCUGUAUACAUGAAUUCAUAACAAUGGUCUGUAUAUAGAUCUCAUAAUGACCAUGUUUAGAACAUUACAGACUUUUGUAAAAGACUGUAGUCAAUAUUGUAUAGAACCAGAUGAUUAAUUUGCCUAUUUGGAGUUCAGGCCUCUUGUCCCCUUGGAGUGUCUGGACCUUGAUUGUCAUAGUCAGUCACAGUAAAUGGUGCAGCUCUGUGACCCUCCCUCUCCUUUCUUAGAUGAGGAAUGAAAUAGUUAGCAAUGUGGGUGUCCAAGUGGGACCCGCACCUUACAGAGCUGAAUAGUGCAGUUCACACCUCCCAGAGCUAUUGUUCCAGGCUCUUUGUAGACUUGCAGAUGUCUCUGAAUCAUAUUCAUAUUUUUGAAGUUUCAUUCAAAACAUAAGUUAGAUUUCCUUUCUUUUUAUAGAAAAGGAAAGUUGAGAUUUUGAAGAACAAGAUAACAGCACCUCUCUGGAGCUACUAUGGAUGAGCGUACAAACCAUCCGCAAUGUUUUCAGUGUGGAAACUGGUUACCGUCUUUCUGAUGACCAAAUCGUCAACCAUUUCCCGAACCACUAUGAGCUGACACGGAAGGACUUGAUGGUGAAAAAUAUCAAGAGAUAUAGGAAAGAACUAGAAAAAGAAGGGAGUCCUCUUGCAGAGAAAGAUGAGAAUGGAAAAUAUAUUUAUUUAGAUUUUGUGCCUGUCACCUUUAUGCUCCCUGCUGAUUACAACCUGUUUGUUGAAGAAUUCAGAAAAAAUCCUUCCAGCACCUGGAUUAUGAAACCUUGCGGGAAAGCCCAGGGCAAGGGGAUAUUUCUUAUCAAUAAACUCUCUCAAAUUAAAAAGUGGUCUCGAGACAGUAAAACAUCUUCGUUUGUGUCUCAAUCUUCUAAAGAAGCCUAUGUAAUUUCUCUCUAUAUCAACAAUCCAUUACUGAUUGGCGGGAAGAAAUUUGACCUGCGCUUGUAUGUUUUAGUGUCUACGUAUCGUCCGCUGCGGUGUUACAUGUAUAAACUUGGAUUUUGCCGGUUUUGCACAGUAAAAUAUACACCAAGUACAAGCGAAUUAGAUAACAUGUUUGUACAUCUUACAAAUGUUGCCAUUCAGAAACAUGGGGAUGACUACAAUCAUAUCCAUGGAGGCAAAUGGACAGUGAGUAACUUGCGCUUGUAUCUAGAGAGUACUCGUGGAAAGGAGGUCACUAGCAAACUGUUCGAUGACAUUCAUUGGAUAAUUGUGCAGUCGCUGAAGGCCGUUGCACCUGUAAUGAACAAUGAUAAACACUGCUUUGAGUGCUAUGGAUACGAUAUUAUCAUCGAUGACAAGCUUAAACCAUGGCUUAUUGAGGUCAAUGCUUCCCCUUCUCUUACCUCCAGUACAGCCAAUGAUCGUAUCCUCAAAUAUAAUCUUAUUAAUGACACACUUAACAUUGCUGUGCCUAAUGGUGAAAUUCCAGACUGUAAAUGGAAUAAAUCUCCACCAAAAGAAGCUCUUGGAAAUUAUGAGAUUUUGUAUGAUGAAGAGAUGGCACAAAGUGAUGGAGCUGAUCGUGAUUUGAGAAGCCGUUCUGGGCAAUCCAUUGGACUAAAAGGAAAUCGAGCAAGAGAUUCAGGAAAGCCCGUGCUCACCACAUGGAAGUAGUGACAAAAUCAAAUUAAUAUCAAAUCAGAAAUAUUUUACUGAAAUUCAGUGCUAUGCUCUUGGCAGGAAAUUUUGAACUGAGAACUCAGGGCUUUCUCUCCUUUGGACGGCUUCCUUCUCUAUUGUGUAUGGGAGUUAAUAACUCUGAAACGGGACAAAAUAUGUCAAAGAAAUAUUUGUACCAAUAUGAGACAAGUCUGUGUAAAGUGAGGCACCUAAUCAGCUAUUCUAAUAGUAAACUCACUAGUUUACUGCAAGAGUAUUAUGCUGCAUGUGGUUAUAGCAAAUUUAUUGUAAUAUAAAGAAUUAACAUAUUCAUUGCUUUAAACUUUUAAAAGCAUAACUACUCAGACUUGAGAAACAUGGAUAUUUUUACAACAAACGGCUGUUUUGGCUUAUAACUCUCUUAAAGAACCUUCUUAAGAAAUCUGGUGUUAACUCUAAAUAUUCAUUUUUAAACGAACCACUGGUUUGGUGUUCAAUAUUUUGUUUUCCAGACUGUACAUUGUAAGUAAUCUAUCUCUACACUUGUAAUUUAUUAUACAGUUUUAACUCCUUUGUAAUGAAUUAAGUGUGUUAAAAAUUUGUGGUCAGGAUUGAUUACAGGUUCUGUAGAAAACCUAGAAAAAAAUGUGGACCUCAGGAUGUCAUUCCUCUGUGUUCCAGGAUUAAUCUUGAAAAUAGAAUCCAGAAAGGUCAGAGGUGUUGGGCAUUAUCAUUGUUGUAUAGUUUACAUUGGCAUGAUGACAAUUAAAUUCCUUGAUACAAGUGCAGUCUCUUCUGGCAACAUUUACAAUACAAGACUUGCUGAGCUGUGACUGUCAAUGCACAGUUAAUGAUUUUUAGCUAAUGUUGAGAUUUAAAAAUAAAUAAAUCCCCAAAUACUGAGAUUGUCAGAUGUGUUGAAGCUGUAACUCAGGAAUUAAAAUUGCAUGGAAGGGGAGAAUCUCUCACAUAGCAAGUUGCUGUGUUAUCACAUAUGGCAUUUAUUUUUACUUCUAAGGUGAUUUUGGACAUACCUGAAUAAACUUCUUCCUGCUUUUCCUCUUGAACAUACUGUAAUUAAUGUCAACCCCACUGCUCAGUGAUGCCUGUAAAUCUUUGCUUGUAUCUAUACAGCUCUUUAUUUAUGUAUGUAAGUAUGUAUAUAGAUAUGUCUGUAUUUUACAUAUUUUAUGUUCUGUAACAAAAUUCCAUUGCAUCUAAUAAGCCAUCUCCUAUGACUCUGAUGUGAGAAGGUACAAUAGCUACAAAUAGCAUAAAGCGAGAGAAGUUAAAAAGGAAAUGAUUGCAGUCUUUUAACUAGUAGAACAUUAUAUAUAUAUAUAAACUAGUCAAAUGUAUGAUUGGCUGUUACCUCUGAUGUCACAAUUCUAGCACUCAUCAAGAAGAUUCUCAUAGCUGCUUUAACAUACAGUUCAAAUUUUGGGGGAGAAAGAAAUCUCCAAAAGUACUUGUGCUAUCAUAAUAAAUCUCUGCUGAGCACUUGGAUCUCCCUAAACAAUUAAUAGCCAUAUAGAAUGAAUGAGGGACAUUUUAUAUGCAAUUCUAAUCAUUGUUAAUCUUGUAUGUUCUGUUUAAAUAUAGAAAGUCAAAUACAAAAUUUGGCAUGUCUUUCCACCAAGUCCCUGGUCCUUAAAAUUAUGGAAAUUCACCCCCUUCAGUAGGAGCACUGUAAUAAGUCAUCAGAAGAUUGUGUCUUGAACUGAGAUUAAGGAGUACUUUUUACAUUAUAAAGAAAUUAAAUCCACAUAUCCAGCUCC
Messenger RNA from Malaclemys terrapin pileata, 5545 nucleotides. RefSeq names its product TTL family tubulin polyglutamylase complex subunit L1 (gene TTLL1). The record is from RefSeq and is a predicted model, not a curated record. Gene Ontology annotation, biological process: protein polyglutamylation; microtubule cytoskeleton organization. NCBI's taxonomy places the organism in Eukaryota, Metazoa, Chordata, Testudines, Emydidae. Gene Ontology annotation, cellular component: cilium. Gene Ontology annotation, molecular function: tubulin binding; tubulin-glutamic acid ligase activity. The transcript is spliced from 9 exons. The coding region runs from base 2625 to 3782 and encodes 385 amino acids.